Panicum hallii is the source of this 2278-nucleotide messenger RNA. RefSeq lists its product as uncharacterized. Gene Ontology annotation, molecular function: serine-type endopeptidase inhibitor activity. The transcript has 2 exons. NCBI's taxonomy places the organism in Eukaryota, Viridiplantae, Streptophyta, Magnoliopsida, Poales, Poaceae. Bases 280 to 972 code for a protein of 230 amino acids. The record is from RefSeq and is a predicted model, not a curated record. Gene Ontology annotation, biological process: response to wounding.
AAUAUUUGAUAAUUUGCAUAUUGUUUUCCGAUAACAGAGACUACAGUGAACAUUGCAGUAUUCAUUAAUCUAUGUUUUAGCAUUUAAUAGCAUGUUUAUACGGUGCGAUGGCUAUCCUGCGCUGUGGCCGGAACAGAGGAUGAGAACGACGACCCAACUCCCAUGAGCAAAAACAUGAAGACUGCCAAGCAAGCAAGCAGUAACUUCAUCAAAAGACAGACAGGCACACCUACCAGGCCUGUCUAGCUCAGACACGAGAUCGUAUUCCCCAAUGUGGCAAUGUCCAUGUCUGCCAAUCUUACAAAAAAAAAUCAUUCUCUUCUAGGAGUUUGUGGAGCCGUGUUUGCAAAUUCGUCGUUUAUAUGGGCGCCGGACUUUGCAAUUUGCAGAGCCGGCCGUCCACACAGACUUGGUCCAAGCAGACAGUCGCGUCCGACAACCCGCAAGCAGCUAGCAGAAACCCGGAGAAAGCAAGAGAACGAGGGGUUUCCCUCUUUGCACCAAAUGUCAGCUUCAAACCAAAUGACGACGACGCAAAGGCCCGCAUGGUUGAAGCAGCAUCCGAUGCGAACUGAAAGAUGCCUGCCUGCAAGUCCCCGUCUCAGCUGCCGUGAUCCCAUCGAUCUACAUCUACCUUGCCUGGCCUCCUAUAAAGCACCAAGCUCCAGGCACAUACCAAACCGUGCUCAGCUCCUCGCUCUCCCUGAAACUGCUGCCAUCUUCGUCGAUCUGCAGGUUCCGGUCGAAUUAAAAAUGGGCGACAAGACUAAGACGUCGUGGCCGGAGGUGGAGGGGCUGCCGGCCGCGGCGGCGAAGCACAAGAUCCUUGCGGACCGGCCGGACGUGCAUGUCGUCGUCCUGCCCGUCGGCUCCGUCGUGACCACUGAUUACGACAUCAAGCGCGUCCGCGUCUUCAUCAACCGGGCCGGCAACGUGGCAGAGGUCCCCAAAGUCGGAUCGUGCCAGAGGUGAUUACUAUACACAUGUGAGUGAUGAGUGCAUUGUUAUUUGAGGGUGAUGCUUGUACUGGUUUCCUACUCUGAAUUCAAUUUAGAGGAAUUAAAGGUGAUGAGCACAAAUAUGUUGAGUCUAGAACUCGAAUUUGGCAAGGCAUAAUCUUCCACUAGGGUCCUAAUAACCAAAAGAAUGUAAGCUAAAUGGCCCUAGUUUAGGAUCCGUGUGACUUUUACCAACAUUAAUUUUAAUAAUUCUGUUAUUUAUCUAAUGGCAGAUUGGUAGGAAAAAAUUGUCGUCAAAUCUCUUAUCCUAAGCUAGGUAGGGGAGUGCCAAGGGGUGGGGCAAUGGAAAGGGGUUCAAGGGCAUGCUUUAUUCAAGUCGAGCAAGAAACCAUAGGUAAUGAGAAGAUGAGAUCUACACUACUGAUGCUACAUCCAACAGUAAUGGAAUUAUGGAAGUUGACAAGUAGUACAAGUAGAUCCAUCCAAAGUACUGCAAAAAAUAUUGUUCACUUCCAAUGAUUUGUUUAUGAAACAUAGACAGAAAAACUUUUGAUUCGGAUGAACAGAUCGGAUACGGAUGGAUGUACACAAAUACGAAUACAGAUAAUUUUUUAUUUGGAUUCAGAAUCAGAUACUAUAGUGUUAAAUAUCCCGGAUAUUGAUAUCCAUCCUAUUCACAUAUUAUACAUCCCACUUAAUUUUUUGAAUACGGAUAUUAAAUAUCCGGUUACAUAUACCGUCUAUUCCAUUUAGUCUCUAAAUCCUUUUGGUCGAACGGACAAAUGAAAAAUAUCCACACCGUUUUCAUCCCUAUAAGGAGCACAAUAUUACUUUGGUCCAUAUCAUUUGGGCCGCUCAUCCAUGACGAGAUGAAAGGGUUAGUAAUGAUAUGACCAUGGUUUUGUAAUUAGUCCGCGUAAUUUGUACUAUAGUAGAGACCAAAGUUCCUGACAUCUCCCCAAGUCUAAUCAAUCUAGUAUUACUAAUUUCUCCAAAAAAUAUCUAGUAUUACCAGUAGAGCGAACUGUUGGCAUUGGUAAUUUUGGAAAUAAAAGUUAAAAGACUGUUUUAGUUUGAGUGUUGGACAUGCCACUGCGGGGCGGACACGCCAGGGACUCAAACCCUAUUCCUCACGCUAUGUUUCUCGGGAUGGCAGAAGGUUAAUCUACCCUUUAACCUUUUUUUUUAAAAUAUGAAAAAUUAUAUAAACAAAAAAACCGGUCAUAUCCAGUAUCCAUUUACCAAAUUCAAAAAGUUAUUUGGUUAGGCGCUCGUUACAAAAAGCCCACCGCAUAGCAUCCCAAUUGUGAGGAACGAGC